UGCUUUUUCACUCAACAUAUAUUAUAUAUACACACAAACGAAAUAUGUCGUUGCUGCCAACCACUAACACCUAUGCACGUAGCUCACCGCCAUCAUUCGACGGUUCACGUCGACAUCGACGCUCCUCCCGCUCUAUUCCAUUAAUAAUACGAAGAAUAUUCCGGUUUCCACAAAUGGACUUUGAGUUUGCAUUAUGGCAGAUGGGUUAUCUGUUGAUUGCACCAAGAAGAGUGUACCGGAAUAUAUAUUAUCAUAAACAAACGAAGAAUCAAUGGGCACGAGACGAUCCGGCAUUCUUGGUUUUAUUAGCUUCACUAUUAUGCGUAUCGGCUGUUGCAUGGGGGCUCGUAUAUGGUCUGGGAAUGAUUGGCAUAUUGCGUGCAAUGCUGUUUAUGGUGUUUAUUGAUUUCUUACUAGUGGGAUCCUUAGUGGGAACAUUUACGUGGUUCGUAACGAAUCGAUUCUUGACGCACAAUCAUAUGGCACACGCAGUGGAUCAAAAAGUAGAAUGGGCAUACUCGUUUGAUGUGCAUUGCAACUCCUUUUUCCCUCUGUUCCUCGUCCUCUAUGUCCUACAAUUCUUUUUCAUGCCACUACUGCAACGCAGCAACUGGAUCUCACUAUUUGUUGGCAACACCAUGUAUUUUGCUGCUACGGUAUGGUACAUUUAUGGCACCUUUCUUGGAUUCAACGCAUUACCGUUUCUGGUACAUACCGAACUCUUUCUGUACCCCAUUGUCAUCUGCGUCAUUCUGUACAUUGCUUCGUUGUUUGGACUUAACGUUAGCCAACAUGUCCUGUCCAUUUAUUUUGGCUAAAAGUAGCAGUAGUUGUCCUAUACAACGUAAUAACAGUAUAAUAAUAUUAAUACCAUUUGAUUAUUAUCAUGCAAAUAAAGUCAAGUACACGAAUAGAA
Molecule: messenger RNA, 916 nt
Organism: Zychaea mexicana
Lineage: Eukaryota; Fungi; Mucoromycota; Mucoromycetes; Mucorales; Lichtheimiaceae
Product: UNC-50
Exons: 7
Coding region: 45-818 (257 amino acids)
Cellular component (GO): Golgi membrane
Source: RefSeq, a predicted model, not a curated record